This is a messenger RNA of Neogale vison (American mink), 655 nucleotides long. It is a transcript of the gene DEMA1, whose product is annotated as chromosome 8 C2orf74 homolog. NCBI's taxonomy places the organism in Eukaryota, Metazoa, Chordata, Mammalia, Carnivora, Mustelidae. The coding region runs from base 1 to 558 and encodes 185 amino acids. The transcript has 4 exons. The record is from RefSeq and is a predicted model, not a curated record.
AUGAAGUGUUCCCUUUUCUUCAGCUGUUUGGAAGAGUUUGAAGAAGAUUGUUCCCAAACCAAGAGCGAUGAAGAUACAGAAAAAAGUCCUUGUACAAAUGCUAAUGGAGGUGAAGAUUGUUUAGCCACUAAUGCAGCUACUGCAGAGACAGACAAUUCAGGAGACCAAGAAAAGCCUGUCCUAACACAAAUCAUGGACUUGAACGGACCCACGAGGCCUGGCAUUCUUGUCCAGAGACGGAGUAAAGAAGAGGUGGUCACACCCUUAGAAAACAAAGAGAACGUAGUAGAGAAAGAGGAGGACAAAACAGAGGAGAAAGAAGAGCCUAAGAACGCUGAAGGAAAUGGUGAAGAGGUGAUGGCCUUAUCUCCCCCCAAGGACAAGGACGAAGAUUUGCCAAAACCACCCAUACCUCUCAGUACAAGUCCCUCAGGUGUGGAAAACCCCAAAAGACCUUUAAAAGGAGUGACAUUUUCUAGGGAGGUAAUUGUUGUGGACCUUGGGAAGGAAUACCCGACACCUCGAAGCUAUACUCGAGAACAUAAAGAAAGAAAAUGAGCUCAAAAAAGGCUGAGAGUGAAAGAAAUGUAAGCUUAGACUACCAGUGAAAUAACUGGGGGUACAAGAUCAUGUUGAAACAGCAAAAUACGGGGAA